Messenger RNA from Polypterus senegalus (gray bichir), 2714 nucleotides. RefSeq names its product protein eva-1 homolog A-like. Bases 224 to 1705 code for a protein of 493 amino acids. The record is from RefSeq and is a predicted model, not a curated record. Gene Ontology annotation, molecular function: carbohydrate binding. The transcript has 8 exons. NCBI's taxonomy places the organism in Eukaryota, Metazoa, Chordata, Cladistia, Polypteriformes, Polypteridae.
CCUCCUCAUACCCCCCCGUCAAGCAGCCCCAGGUAGGUAAGCAAGAGUUCUCAAGACAGAGGACUUGAUCCCUCAGAACUCUCCUGUUGUUUCAUCUCCUGAGAAGCGGGGUAACUCGCGGUGGGACGCUGAGCUGCCAGCUUUCUUUAGCGAUGGGACUGGAAAUCCGCUGCCUGGCGCGCGGGCCCCACGUCGCAGAGGUCGUGUAAACCCGCGCGACUCGAUGAAGAACCCGAAGCGAACCUUCCAGAUGAGUUCAAGGAUGUUUGUCCCAGAAUGUUGUUCUUUGGCUUUAAAUUACACUCUCGUUUUGGGAAUUAUGUGCUUGUCAGGCUUCAGCAACUUGGCUACAAGUUCUUCAGACUUUUCAGGUUAUUUGUCCAAGGUAUUAAGAAAUUAUACGGAACACUCUUGUGAUGGAGAAUACAUCUCUGUACGCUGCCCUCACAGAACUACAAUCAGCAUCCAGUCAUCAUUUUAUGGCAGACAAAUGCCAAGCCACCAGAUGUGCCCAUCCCGCCACCCAUUCUCAAUUGCAGAAAAAUUCAAAGAAGAUACAUCUUGUUCUGCUUCUACCUCGCUUCAAAAGAUGUUGGAUGAGUGUCAAGACAGAAGGAGUUGCCAGCUUCUUGUCAACAGCAGACUCUUUGGAGUGGACCCAUGCCCUGGCACAAGCAAAUACCUCAUUGUGUGGUACAAAUGCCGACCAAAUGAAUACAAGAGUAAAGUUGCCUGUGAGGAGGACCGGUUAAGGCUAAGCUGUAAACGAAGCAUGGUAAUUGCAAUUUAUUCUGCUAUUUUUGGGAGAUCUCAAGAAGGAAGCCUGGAGUGUCCUUAUCAUAACUAUGGAGUUCCACCAGUUGAUUGUCUCUCGGGCACUGCACUACAGAUAAUGACCAGUCGCUGCCAUGGAAAGAGAAGCUGCAAUAUACUGGCUAAUUCCCAUGAAUUUGGAGAUCCUUGUUAUCCUGGCAUUCGUAAAUAUCUCAAUGUUAUUUACACUUGUGUACCAAAGAAGCUUCUGGAGGAAGUGCAACCAAGACCAACAAACUAUCAAAGCUUGAACCUUCCUCAGCACCCCAGAUCCUUUAAUCCAAACAUUAUAGGAGACGGGGUGCUGUCAGAUGUGCCUACUCGUAUAACUUCAGAGAGGCUGCCAGAAGAGAAAAAAGCACGGAAAAAAGCUGGGGUCUAUUCAAUGGAAGAGAAGCCUUUACUGCCCCCUUUGGAUGAGACUAGAAGGAGAAUGUUAAAUAACAGCAUGGAGUCCAAGCCCAUUGGUACAGAAAUGGCACUAUUAAGCAACAUACUUGCUGCCUAUUCUUUCAUUCUGGAGAAUCCUGAGCGAGCCGCCUUAUACUUUGUAUCUGGAGUGUGCAUUGGCCUCAUCCUCACUCUUUGUGCGCUGGUUGUGCAGAUCUCCUGCAGAACAGAUUGUAGAACUGUCCCUGUCAAGAAGCAGCAGAAGCACAUAGACAGUGACAGUGACAGCAGCGACAGUGACAGCAACUGGGACACUACUUCAGAUCUGUCAGCACGCCGCCAUCGGCGCUUUGAGAGGACUUUGAACAUGAAUGUUUUCACAUCUGCCGAGGAGCUGGAGAGAGCACAGAGACUUGAAGAGCGAGAGCGAAUAAUUAGAGAAAUCUGGAUGAAUGGGCAACCAGAUAUCCCAGGGACCCGGAGUUUGAACCGUUAUUACUGAAAUGGCAAGAUUCCAAAAAAACUUUUUUUUUCUUCCAAUGGACCUUUUGCUUUUCACUUUGGACAUAUAGCAAUUUGCCAGAGCCUUACUGACUUUGCAGGGCAUUAAAAGAGGGCAAUAAUUUGUAAGCUUCAAUCAGUGAGUAUAAGCUUUUCAGUGGAAGCUGAAGAUUGUAUGUAACUUAGAGCCAGGCUCACACAAUUGAAGCACUGUUUAUACGACACGUUUGAAAUGAGAAACAGCUGCUACUCACUGCACUGACUGGUUUGCCAUUGUUUAUUAACAAAGUAUGAGGAUCUUAUGGAUUCCCAUGCAACCAUUAAACAAAUGAUAAAUUUUAUUGUCAAAUAUGACAGCCACUAAUUGGAUUUUUAGAACAUGGGCAAAUAUGGUAUUAAUUUAUGUCAUCUGUCUAAGUGUGGAUGUAUUUGGUCAUAGUUAAACAUUUUAUGUGGGCCCUUUCCUCAGUGUAAGAUCUUGUACAGGAAUCACAAUUAUGAAAACUUAAGUAGGAUUGCUAUUCCUGUUUCAAGCUGUCAGGACAGCGACAUGUCAAAUAGCAUACCUUGGGCUUCUGAUUGUCAGACGUUGUAGAUAAGCACAAAGAAUACAAGUCAUUACGCCUCUGUAUGCCAUACGUCUGCGCAUGUGUGGGACUCUCACGCUGCCACAUCCCCACUGUAUACCUAGAGGCAUACGUCUGUGUGAGUAUAUGGAAACAAAAAUACGCAUAUAUGUCACGCACGUCCUCAAAUGGCGGAUGAAGUGCUCCUUACGUUUAAAAAAAAUACAGAAAGUACCCAUUACCAUAUUAUGUUCUGCUAGCUAUUUCCAGAUAUAUAGUAUAUCUUAGUUUUCUGUAUGUCUUAAAUUUAAUGAAAAUAUGUAAAUCAAUCAGAACUUCAUUAAACGGUUAAAGCAUAUUGUAAUUCCCAUUAUAUACUCAGCAAAAUAAGAAACGUCCCUUUUUCAGGACUGUGUAUUCCAACAAUAAUGUUUUAAAAAUCCA